GUUCAGCAGCUGUUUGGGGACCAAGGGGACACAAUAUGAGACCAGCAGCUUGGACUUCAAAGUCGGGGCAGAUGGGACUGUCUUCGCCACCCGGGAGCUGCAGAUUCCCUCCAGGCAGGUGGCCUUCACUGUGACUGCGAGGGACCAUCAGACAACUGAGCGAUGGGAUGUCAUGGUGCGGCUGCUGGUGGCCCAGACCUCGUCCCCUCACUCUGGACACAAGAAAGGAAAGACGAGUGUGGCUUUGGACCCCUCUCAGCCCUCGAGAGACACAGUGUUGCCGUGGUCACAGCAUCAGAGCUCCAGCGGCCUGAGGCGCCAGAAGCGGGACUGGGUCAUUCCUCCCAUCAACGUUCCAGAAAACUCCCGCGGGCCCUUCCCACAGCAGCUGGUGCGGAUCCGAUCUGACAAAGACAACGACAUCCCCAUCCGGUACAGCAUCACAGGGGUGGGCGCUGACCAGCCCCCCAUGGAGGUCUUUAGCAUCGACUCUAUGUCCGGCCGGAUGUAUGUCACACGGCCCAUGGACCGGGAGGAGCGAGCCUCUUACCACCUCCGAGCCCACGCCGUGGACAUGAACGGUAACAAGGUGGAGAACCCCAUCGACCUGUACAUCUACGUCAUCGACAUGAAUGACAACCGCCCCGAGUUCAUCAACCAGGUCUACAAUGGCUCCGUGGACGAGGGCUCCAAGCCAGGCACUUACGUGAUGACCGUCACAGCCAAUGACGCAGAUGACAGCACCACGGCCAACGGGAUGGUGCGGUACCGGAUCGUCACCCAAACGCCACAGAGCCCAUCCCAGAAUAUGUUCACCAUCAACAGCGAGACGGGGGACAUUGUCACUGUAGCAGCCGGCCUGGACCGUGAGAAAGUCCAGCAGUACACAGUCAUCGUCCAGGCCACAGACAUGGAAGGAAAUCUUAACUACGGCCUCUCAAACACAGCCACGGCUAUCAUCACGGUGACAGAUGUGAAUGACAACCCGCCGGAGUUUACCACAAGCACGUUUACAGGGGAGGUCCCUGAAAACAGAGUGGAGAUGGUGGUCGCCAACAUCACAGUGAUGGACCGUGAUCAGCCUCACUCCCCAAACUGGAAUGCUAUCUACCGUAUCAUCAGCGGGGACCCCUCAGGCCACUUCAGCGUCCGCACAGACCCCAUCACCAACGAGGGCAUGGUCACUGUUGUGAAGGCAGUGGACUAUGAGCUGAACCGGGCCUUCAUGCUGACCGUGAUGGUGUCCAACCAGGCACCCCUGGCCAGUGGGAUCCAGAUGUCCUUCCAGUCCACGGCAGGGGUGACCAUCUCCGUCACGGACAUCAACGAGGCCCCCUACUUCCCCUCCAACCACAAGCUGAUCCGCCUGGAGGAGGGGGUGCCUGCCGGCACUGCGCUCACCACAUUUUCUGCAGUGGACCCCGACCGCUUCAUGCAGCAAGCCGUGAGGUACUCAAAGCUGGCUGAUCCAGCGAGCUGGCUACACAUUAAUGCCACCAAUGGGCAGAUCACCACAGCAGCCAUCCUGGACCGAGAGUCGCUCUACAUCAAAAACAAUGUCUACGAGACCACAUUCCUGGCCGCUGACAACGGGAUCCCCCCGGCCAGUGGCACUGGGACCCUGCAGAUCUAUCUCAUUGACAUCAAUGACAACGCCCCAGAGCUGCUGCCCAAGGAGGCGCAGAUCUGCGAGAAGCCCGGGCUUAAUGCCAUCAACAUCACUGCGGCCGAUGCCGACAUUGACCCCAACAUCGGCCCCUAUGUCUUCGAGCUGCCCUUCGUCCCCGCUGCUGUGCGGAAGAACUGGACUAUCACCCGACUAAACGGUGACUACGCCCAGCUCAGCUUGCGUCUUCUGUACCUGGAGGCAGGGAUGUAUGAGGUCCCCAUCAUCAUCACAGACUCUGGGAACCCUCCCUUGUCUAACACGUCCAUCAUCAAAGUCAAGGUGUGCCCGUGUGACGAGAACGGCGACUGCACGACUGUUGGCGCAGUGGCCGCAGCUGGUCUGGGCACAGGCGCCAUGGUGGCCAUCCUCGUCUGCAUUGUCAUCCUGCUGACCAUGGUCCUGCUGUUUGUGGUAUGGAUGAGGAAGCGGGAAAAGGAGCGACACACAAAGCAGCUGCUCAUUGACCCCGAGGACGACGUACGUGACAAUAUCCUCAAGUAUGACGAGGAAGGCGGCGGCGAGGAGGACCAGGACUACGACCUCAGCCAGCUGCAGCAACCGGAAGCCAUGGAGCAUGUGCUGAGCAAGGCCCCCGGAGUGCGACGGGUGGAUGAGCGGCCGGUGGGCGCCGAGCCCCAGUACCCAGUCAGGCCUGUGGUGCCCCACCCAGGUGACAUUGGUGACUUCAUCAACGAGGGACUGCGAGCUGCCGACAAUGACCCCACAGCGCCACCCUAUGACUCCCUGCUUGUCUUUGACUAUGAGGGGAGCGGCUCCACUGCAGGCUCUGUCAGCUCCCUAAACUCAUCCAGCUCUGGGGACCAAGACUAUGACUAUCUGAAUGACUGGGGACCCCGGUUCAAGAAGCUGGCGGACAUGUAUGGGGGCGGCGAGGAGGACUAGCCAGCCUCACGUCUCCGACAGAAAAGAGAACAGCGCUGGAGGCGGAGGAGCAGGACGAGCAGAGGCAGC
Molecule: messenger RNA, 2641 nt
Organism: Castor canadensis (American beaver)
Lineage: Eukaryota; Metazoa; Chordata; Mammalia; Rodentia; Castoridae
Source: RefSeq, a predicted model, not a curated record